Messenger RNA from Aethalodelphis obliquidens (Pacific white-sided dolphin), 1542 nucleotides. RefSeq names its product NIPA like domain containing 1 (gene NIPAL1). Gene Ontology annotation, cellular component: membrane. The coding region runs from base 75 to 1316 and encodes 413 amino acids. Gene Ontology annotation, biological process: magnesium ion transport. Gene Ontology annotation, molecular function: magnesium ion transmembrane transporter activity. The transcript is spliced from 6 exons. NCBI's taxonomy places the organism in Eukaryota, Metazoa, Chordata, Mammalia, Artiodactyla, Delphinidae. The record is from RefSeq and is a predicted model, not a curated record.
GCUGAUCCAUGCGGAGGAGAAGCACAGGUGGGUGAGGAUCGAGCUUCUGUGCCCGGGAAGCCUCGUCGGGGGCCAUGGGAGGCCAGGUGAGGCUGCCACCCGGAGAGCCCUGCCGAGAAGGCUACGUGCUGUCUCUGAUCUGUCCGAAUGCCUCCCAGGCUUGGUGUGAGAUCACACGUGUGUCACAGCUGCUGGCUUCUCCUGUCCUCUACAGGGACCUGAAUUCCAGCAUAACCAACUGCAGCAUUUCUGCAAAUGCAGAGAACAAAUACAGUCUUUAUGUGGGCCUGGUACUGGCAAUAAGUUCCAGUAUUUUUAUUGGCUCCAGUUUCAUCUUGAAAAAAAAGGGCCUCUUACAACUGGCCAACAGGGGCGUUACUAGAGCUGGACAAGGUGGAUAUUCUUACCUCAAGGAAUGGCUCUGGUGGGCAGGAUUACUCUCAAUGGGAGCAGGCGAGGCUGCGAAUUUUGCAGCUUAUGCUUUUGCACCUGCCACCUUGGUCACCCCACUGGGCGCACUGAGUGUUCUCAUAAGUGCACUGUUGUCUUCCUAUUUUUUAAAUGAGCACUUGAACAUUCAUGGAAAAAUAGGCUGCACAUUAAGUAUAUUGGGGUCAACUGUGAUGGUUAUCCAUGCCCCACAAGAAGAGGAAGUUGCUUCUCUGCAUGAAAUGGAAAUGAAAUUGAGAGACCCAGGAUUUAUCUCCUUUGCUGUGAUCAUAACUGUGAUCUCCUUGGUGCUGAUUUUGAUUGUAGCUCCCAAGAAAGGACAGACCAAUAUAUUGGUCUACAUUUCAAUCUGUUCAUUGAUUGGAGCAUUUUCAGUUUCUUCUGUCAAGGGCCUGGGAAUUGCCAUUAAGGAACUACUGGAAUGGAAGCCCAUUUAUAAGCAUCCCCUGGUCUUUGUUUUGCUGGCUGUACUCGUGCUUUCAGUGACAACACAGAUUAACUAUCUCAACAAGGCACUGGACACCUUUAACACAUCUCUUGUGACUCCCAUUUAUUAUGUGUUCUUCACUUCCAUGGUAGUAACUUGCUCCGCCAUCUUAUUCCAAGAAUGGUAUGGCAUGAAUGCUGGAGAUAUCAUCGGGACUUUGAGUGGGUUCUUCACCAUUAUCAAUGGCAUCUUCCUUCUGCAUGCUUUUAAAAACACUGACAUUACCUGGAGUGAUCUGACAUCCACUACUCAGAAAGAAGUCCUCUCUCUGAAUGGCAAUGAAGACAAAUACGUCUUACUAGAGAAUGUAGAAUGUUCAGCCCCAGGAUUUGACGAUGACAUUACCUUGUUUAGCAGGACUGAUGAUCAAAGUCCCUAGAAACCCUGAACUUUAACCGCUAAGAGACACUUGGAGAGGAGAAGGAAUACCUGAUUCUUGGAACAACUAUUAGGAAAGCUGGCAUUUUUAAAGUUCUAACUAAUAAUUUAGACAUGAGGCCAAAUAAAAAUGCCUUUAUUUUUGGCCAUCAAAUUUGAAAAUCAGGGCUUCCCUGGUGGCGCAGUGGUUGAGAGUCCGCCUGCCAAUGCAGGGGACACGGUUCGUG